Mesocestoides corti is the source of this 693-nucleotide messenger RNA. The record is from the annotation of a GenBank genome assembly. Lineage: Eukaryota; Metazoa; Platyhelminthes; Cestoda; Cyclophyllidea; Mesocestoididae.
AUGCCCUGCCUUGUUUUAAUUCGCGUCCGAAUUCAGGACCUCUACACCCUACGAAAUGCCAUCUACAAGGCUCGCAGCGUACUGGAAAAGGGCUACAAGGGUCUCUACAUUGGGAUUUCAAACGACGCCGAACGCGUUCCUCCCUGUGAGAGUCAGCCCCUCCUCAACCUCGGAUUGGGCCUUUUCUACUUCUCCGACGAGGCCGACGCUAAACGCUUCAUCUACAGCGACCAGGGCUUCAUGGAAACCGACUUUCUGGAAAACUCCGACAUCAUGAUCAUUCCACUGCUGAAACCGUUGCAAAUUGGAGCCUUUGGAACAGCCCUGCUCUUCACGGAGUUAAUCAGAAGCGAGAACUACGUCCAACUGCCACCGUCGUCGAUCACAUUCGACAUGGAGAAGUGCGGUGCUGUGCCCAACAUCGCCGACACUAUCCACAUAAACAUGGUGCGUGCUUACGAAGCCAAACCAGGCGGCUUCAGGAUAUCUCAGUUCCCUAACAAGAAGAUCUUCUAUGAUUGGGUUAAAUCUGGUGAGUUGUGCUCGCUAGCCAGCCUAACACCCCUCGCAUUAGCUUUACUCGCUCUACUGUGGCUCUCCCUUCUAGAAUGUGGUGCCCGCUUUCGUGAGGACAUGUCCAAAGUCCGAAGCAUGAACACGUACAUCGCCACAUUUGCACGUGAUCUCUUCUAA